AGUGACUGCCGCGCGGCAGAGUUCUCCGCCAAGUAGGGCCCCGAUUUUGACUGGGACGAUGUACCGCCUUCGCACCCCACGCUGCGCGGCCGCGCUCCGCCGCAAAGCCACCGUCUCGGGCACGUGGCUGGAGGGAGAGAUGAAGCUGGAUACCAACUUUGUUCAUGGCGCGGUGACCCCGGAGCCCAAGAGCGGCGCCAUCCUGACCCCGCUCUUCUUGUCCACCACCUUCAUUCAGGAGUCAGUGGAGAAGUACUUGGAGAAGGGCUACAGCUAUUCCCGGACCAACAACCCCACGGUCACCGUGCUGGAAGAGAAGCUGGCGAAGCUGGAGAAUGGCUUCGGCGCCUCGGCCUUCGGCACGGGCAUGGCCGCCACGACCAGCGCCAUCUCUGCCACCAUGCAGGCGGGUGACCAUUGCGUGAUUUCGGAUUGCUCCUAUGGUGGCACCAACAGGUCCUGCCGGGAGUUCUUUACGCCGCUGAACAUGGAGUUCACCUUCGUGGACUUUCGAGAUCCGGAGAAUGUCAAGAAGGCCAUGAAGCCCAACACCAAGCUGGUCUUCAGCGAGACCCCGGCGAACCCAGUCUUGUCAUUGACCGACAUCGAGGCUGUGUCGAAGAUCGCCAAGGACGCUGGAGCAAAGCACGUGGUGGAUGCGACCUUUGCUACACCUGUGAUCUGUCGUCCCCUGGACUGGGGUGCAGACAUGGUGAUUCAGAGUCUCACCAAGUACUACGAAGGUCACAACAUCAUGACUGGAGGUGCGGUGAUCAGCAAAGAUCAAGAGCUGCACGAGAAGGUGAAGUGGGUUCAGAACGUCCAUGGCAACAUCAUCAAUCCUUUUGCUGCCUACAUCAUUUUGCAAACCAGCAAGACCAUGCACCUGCGGAUGAGGAAACAGAGCGAGAAUGCCAUGGCCAUCGCCACCUUCCUGGAGAAGCAUCCCAAGGUGACCAAGGUGGUGUAUCCCGGCUUGGCCUCUCAUCCUCAGAAAGCCUUGGCCGACAAGUACCACCGUGACGGCCUCCACGGUGGCAUGCUGUGGUUCGACAUCGUGGGCGGCUCCGCGGCCGGAACCAAGCUGAUGAACGUGUGCCAGCGGCCCUGGAGCCUUUGCGAGAACUUGGGUGCCACCGAGAGUAUCAUCACUGCCUGCGCUGUGAUGACUCAUGCGAACAUGCUCAAGGAGGAUCGCUUGAAGGUGGGCAUCACUGACGGCUUCAUCCGCGUCAGCUGCGGCAUCGAGGACACCGCGGAUCUCAUUCGAGCGCUCGAGGUGGCCUUGGAGCAGGUCUAAGGUGAGGGCAUCUUCAAUUUUACUCUAUGGCAUGGAGAGAUACUUGGGGAGGAACAAGGGCACAGUGUCUUCACGGCUGCACGGUGACUCAUCCAAGAGGAACAGCUCAGGGAAUCCGCUCGAACCCCUCACAUGGACCGGUCUUCGCCAGGUGGAACAUUUUCAACCACCUCUGUGAGGCGCAAUAACGUGAGCCCGUCCCACUUUGCGUGCUGGCAUCCUUGGCUUCUGUCAAUUGCUGGAG
This is a messenger RNA of Durusdinium trenchii, 1544 nucleotides long. NCBI's taxonomy places the organism in Eukaryota, Dinophyceae, Suessiales, Symbiodiniaceae. The record is from the annotation of a GenBank genome assembly.